Lemur catta (Ring-tailed lemur) is the source of this 993-nucleotide messenger RNA. RefSeq names its product olfactory receptor 6S1. The record is from RefSeq and is a predicted model, not a curated record. Gene Ontology annotation, cellular component: membrane. The transcript has a single exon. Gene Ontology annotation, molecular function: G protein-coupled receptor activity; olfactory receptor activity. Bases 1 to 993 code for a protein of 330 amino acids. NCBI's taxonomy places the organism in Eukaryota, Metazoa, Chordata, Mammalia, Primates, Lemuridae. Gene Ontology annotation, biological process: G protein-coupled receptor signaling pathway.
AUGGCUCCUGAUGGGAACCAGAGUAGUGCCACAGAGUUCAUCCUGGCAGGGUUCCCAAAUCUCAACAGCACCGGAAUGGAACUGUUUUCUGUGUUCCUCCUUGUCUAUCUGCUGACUCUGACAGGCAAUGUGUUGAUUGUGGGUGUGGUAAGAGCUGAUACUCGUCUACAGACCCCCAUGUACUUCUUUCUGGGUAACCUGUCCUGCCUGGAGAUUCUGCUCACUUCUGUCAUCAUUCCUAAAAUGCUGAGCAAUUUCCUCUCAAGGCAGCACACUAUUUCCUUUGCUGCAUGUAUUGCCCAAUUCUAUUUCUACUUCUUUCUUGGGGCCUCUGAGUUCCUACUGUUGGCUGCCAUGUCUGUGGAUCGCUACCUGGCCAUCUGUCAUCCUCUGCGCUACCCCUUGCUCAUGAGUGGGGCUGUGUGCUUUCGCGUGGCUUUGGCCUGCUGGGUAGGGGGACUCUUCCCUGUGCUUGGUCCCACAGUGGCUGUGGCCUUGCUUCCUUUCUGUAAGCAGGGUGCUGUGGUGCAGCACUUCUUCUGUGAUAGUGGCCCACUGCUCCGCCUGGCAUGCACCAACACCAAGAAGCUGGAGGAGACUGACUUUGUCCUGGCCUCCCUUGUCAUUGUAUCCUCACUGAUGAUUACUGCUGCAUCCUACGGCCACAUAGUCCUGGCUGUCCUGCACAUCCCCUCCGCUUCAGGCCGUCAGAAGGCCUUCUCUACCUGUACCUCCCACUUGAUGGUGGUGACCCUCUUCUAUGGAAGUGCCAUUUUUCUCUAUGUGCGGCCAUCACAGAGUGGGUCAGUGGAUACUAACUGGGCAGUGACAGUGAUAACCACAUUUGUGACACCACUGCUGAAUCCAUUCAUCUAUGCCUUGCGUAACGAGCGAGUCAAGGAAGCUUUGAAGGACAUGUUUAGGAAAGUGGUAGGAGACUUUUUAGGGAAUCUUUUCCUUGAUAAGAGUCUCAAUAAGAACACAGUAAGAUGA